GCUAAUUAUAAGCCCGCCCAUAUCCAUCACCUGUCAAAAUCACGCAACAACAGAGCUAGGGCAAGGUCAAAAAUUUUCGACAAGCCUCGUGAUUUACGAAAUGGCAUGCAAAGUCCAAAGGCGAUGAUAAUUAUUGCCGUUAACCCGAUUAUGACAAUUCGCUUAGCUUAUCUUGCAGCGCCAUCUUCUGUGACGUAGUCACGAUCUUCUGGAAAGCAUCAAGUCGGCCCACUGUCAGAAGCAAAUUACAUGUGAUGUUCGGGUUGGACUACCAAAACCUCGGGCAUUAACAAAUCACCAACGGACUUCUCAACAAUCAGAUCAUAUCGUGAGAAAGAGUUUGCUUGCGUCACGCAAAUUGGAAAUGAGGAUAAAUUAAAGGAGUUGGCCGUGGUUGGCGAAGGUAUUCUUGAAAUAAUCAUCACACAUAAAUUCCACUAUAUUCCAACAUCUUAAACAUCAAUUCGCUAUUCGCUAUGUAUUACAGCAAAGGCAACUAUGAAGCCUUUGCGCGACCACUCAAGCCUGAAGGUAUUGAGUCCAAAAGAGCAUGGAUUGUCGGCUCUGGCCUCGCUGGUCUGUCAACCGCCGCAUUCCUUGUGCGCGAUGCUCAAAUGCCAGGAAAGAACAUCACCAUCCUUGAAGAACUGAAGAUCCCAGGCGGUGCCUUGGACGGCAUCAAAAAACCCGAGAAAGGGUUCGUCAUCCGCGGUGGCCGCGAGAUGGAAUCUCACUUCGAGUGCCUUUGGGAUCUCUUCCGUUCUGUUCCCUCGAUUGAGGAGGAGGGGGCUAGUGUUCUUGAUGAGUUUUAUUGGCUCAACAAGAGAGAUCCGAACUUCUCGCUCCAGCGCGCUACGAUCAAUCAAGGUCAAGAUGCAGAGACUGGGAAGCUGUUUACUCUGACCGAAAAGGCCCAGUCAGAGAUGACGAGGCUUUUCCUUGCUACUAGAGCUGAAGUUGAGAAUAAGCGCAUUGACGAAGUCUUCAGCGAAGACUUCUUCAAGAGCAACUUUUGGCUCUACUGGCAGACCAUGUUUGCUUUUCAGACCUGGCACUCUGCUUUGGAGAUGAAACUGUACCUCCAUCGCUUUGUCAACCAUAUCAAAGGCAUGCCUGACUUUUCGACCCUCAAAUUCACCAAGUACAACCAGUAUGAGUCUCUUGUGCUGCCAUUGCAUAAGUGGCUCGAGGAUCAGGGUGUUGUAUUUCAGUACGGCACCGAGGUUCAAGAUGUCGACUUCAACAUUGGGGAGAGUAAGAAGACUGCAAACUUCAUUCAUUGGAUCAGAGAUGGAGAGAAAGGUGGUCAAUCUCUCGGAGUAAACGACCUCGUCUUUAUGACUAUUGGUUCGUUGACGGAGAACUCUGGCUUGGGCGAUCAACAUACCCCAGCUAAACUACAUGAUGGUCCAGCUCCCGCCUGGGACUUGUGGCGUCGCAUCGCAGCCAAAGAUCCCUCUUUCGGCCGCCCAGAGGUUUUCUGUGACAACAUCCCUGCGACAAAGUGGAUGUCAGCAACUGUCACGACUUUAGACAAACGUGUUCCCGAGUAUAUCCAGAAGAUCUGCAAGCGAGACCCAUUCAGCGGAAGAGUCGUAACUGGAGGUAUCGUCACAGUCCGGGAUUCUAGCUGGAUCAUGAGCUGGACUGUCAAUCGUCAGCCUCACUUCAAGAACCAGCCCAAGGAUCAGAUUGUUGUUUGGGUCUACGGCCUUCUUGUCGAGAAGAACGGCGACUACGUUAAGAAGCCCAUGCAAGAUUGCACUGGCGAGGAGAUCACCCAGGAGUGGCUAUAUCACAUGGGAGUCCCAGAGAGCGACAUCCCUGUUCUUGCGGCUGAAGGCGCCAAAUGCGUUCCAGUAAUGAUGCCAUAUGUCACAUCUUUCUUCAUGCCACGAAAAGCAGGGGAUCGUCCCGACAUUGUUCCAGCCGGAGCAGAGAACUUUGCCUUCCUUGGGCAAUUUUCAGAGACGACACGCGAUACUAUUUUUACUACAGAAUAUUCCGUUCGUACGGCUAUGGAGUCGGUAUAUAAGCUUACUGGAGUGGACCGUGGUGUUCCAGAGGUAUUUGGUUCGACUUAUGAUGUGAGAGUUUUGCUUGAUGCAAUGUGUCAGUUACGAGAUGGCAAGGAAUUGGCGACGUGGCUGCCAGAGCGUAUUCGAAGGUUUCUUGUCAACAAGUUGGAAGGAUCACAGAUUGGCCAGUUGAUGCAUGAGUAUCAUCUUAUUUAGUUAAUUAUUGUCGCUUAGAGCAUAUGUAUCUAUAGAGUCAAAUAUUCUCGUUAUUAAAAUAUGGUCUGGUGGUAAAAUAUCUCGAGAUCGUAUAGCGUUUGAAUUCAACCUCCGUGAAGUAUGGGAGAUGAGUCCCAGCCUAAAAGCACC
Messenger RNA from Fusarium odoratissimum NRRL 54006, 2384 nucleotides. RefSeq names its product myosin-crossreactive antigen. The transcript has a single exon. Lineage: Eukaryota; Fungi; Ascomycota; Sordariomycetes; Hypocreales; Nectriaceae. Gene Ontology annotation, molecular function: oleate hydratase activity; FAD binding. The record is from RefSeq and is a predicted model, not a curated record. Gene Ontology annotation, biological process: fatty acid metabolic process. Bases 477 to 2234 code for a protein of 585 amino acids.